AUGUCUAGAGAUUUACCUAAAUCCAUCCCAGACUUUUUCUGGGGCUGGACUGCUAAGAUACCCUCAGAAAUCACCUUCAACAAGUCCAAAGAACAAUUAGAGUCUGCAGAUUUGAUCAUCCAUGAAGAAGAUCACCAAGGAGAUGUCGAUGACAUAAUUCCACCUUCCAAAGUAAAGUUGAAUAAUAUGUGGUCCGGGUUUAUCUCUGGAGCCGGGUUGUUCUCCGAUGGUUACGUCAACAACUCCAUUUCCACCGUCACCACGUGUUUGUCUAUUUUAUAUCCUAAAGAAUAUGCUGAUUCCAGUGCCAUCUCCAAUGUGUCCUCCAUUGCCUUUGCUGGUACCGUUUUCGGGAUGCUUCUUUUUGGAUAUAUCUCCGAUCACGUGCACAGAAAGGGUGGGAUGAUGGCUGCCAAUGUCUUGUUAAUUGUAUUCACCAUCUUGUGUGCUGUAGCCACUUGGGGUAAAACACCUUAUGGAUUAUUCACUGCCAUUACGGUGUUUAGAUUCUUUUUGGGGGUUGGAAUUGGUGCUGAGUAUCCAACUGCUUCUGUGAUUUGUUCCGAAUUCUCCAACCAAUUACCACUGGGUCACAGAAAUAGAUACUUUGUAUGGUUCACCAAUUUUAUGAUUGAUUUUGGGUUUGUGGUGUCUUCUUUCGUUCCAUUGGUAUGUUUAUGGAUCUUUAGAGAGAACCACUUGAACCCAGUUUGGAGAGUAACAUUGGGGUUAGGAGUUAUAUGCCCAUUCCUUUUAUUCUUUGCCAGAAUGCACUUGGUCAACUCCAAGUCUUAUGAUAAAUUUAACAUGAAAAAGUCCAAAAAGGUUCCUUAUUUGCUUAUCAUCAAGUUCUAUUGGUUAAGAUUGACUGUGGUGUCCAUCAUUUGGUUUAUCUACGAUUUUUCAGCCUAUUCCUUUGGGAUUUAUUCGUCAUUCAUUUUCAACCAAAUCAUUCCAGAUGGUGAUAUUUAUAAGACUUUUGGCUGGAACGUGGUGUUCAACUUGUUUUACUUACCAGGUGCCUUUUUGGGUGCAUUGGCUGCUGACUAUUUCGGUCCCAGAUUAACUAUCGGUGUAGGUUUAUUAUUGCAAGGUACGGUUGGGUUUAUAAUGUCUGGUACUUAUUCCCACUUGAAAAAUCAUAUUGGAGCCUUUGUUGUUGUAUACGGGAUCUUUUCCACUUUGGGAGAGUUUGGACCUGGUGAUAACAUUGGAUUAUUGGCUUCCAAAACUUCAGCUACUCCAAUUCGUGGUGAAUAUUAUGGCAUAGCUGCUGCCGUAGGUAAAGUUGGUGCCUUUGUAGGGACUUAUGUUUUCCCUAUUAUCAUUAGAAAUAAUGGUGGUAAGGGUACAGAUAGUGGGAUGAGAGCUCCUUAUCAAGUGUCUUCAGCCUUGUGUUUCUUUGCAGCCUUCUUGGCUAUUUUCAUGUGUCCUUCUAUUGGCCAAGAUGCAAUCAACAAGGAAGAUUUGGAAUUUGUGGAGUACUUGAAACUCAAUGGUUACGACAUUUCCCAAAUGGGUUCGGAAGAGUACAAUCAUUCCAAUUUGGUGGGUACUACAAGAUCAAACACUGGUGGGUAUAAGGAUAAAGCUGAAGAAUCUGUUGCUGUUGAAGAAGUUAGUUCCAGGGAAUUGUAA
This is a messenger RNA of Lizanozyma spartinae, 1638 nucleotides long. RefSeq lists its product as uncharacterized. Gene Ontology annotation, cellular component: plasma membrane. The transcript has a single exon. Bases 1 to 1638 code for a protein of 545 amino acids. Gene Ontology annotation, molecular function: carboxylic acid transmembrane transporter activity. Gene Ontology annotation, biological process: carboxylic acid transport; transmembrane transport. Lineage: Eukaryota; Fungi; Ascomycota; Pichiomycetes; Serinales; Debaryomycetaceae. The record is from RefSeq and is a predicted model, not a curated record.